Fopius arisanus is the source of this 2138-nucleotide messenger RNA. It is a transcript of the gene Polr3E, whose product is annotated as RNA polymerase III subunit E. The transcript has 2 exons. NCBI's taxonomy places the organism in Eukaryota, Metazoa, Arthropoda, Insecta, Hymenoptera, Braconidae. The coding region runs from base 107 to 1606 and encodes 499 amino acids. The record is from RefSeq and is a predicted model, not a curated record. Gene Ontology annotation, biological process: tRNA transcription by RNA polymerase III. Gene Ontology annotation, cellular component: nucleus; RNA polymerase III complex.
UUCAAACGCUGAACACCCAAACGUGCACUAAUCGUAUCCCAAAUUUCCACUCACCCCAUAAACAAAAUAGAAUUCCACCAGCAAUUAAAAAAAACUUGAGUAAUUAAUGAAGAUGGAGUCCUCGAGUUCAAUGGAUACAGACGAUGAUCCAGUAGUUAACGAGAUUCCUGUGUAUUUAUCGAAGACCCUCGCAGACAAGCUCUUCAUCUUCCAGUACCCAAUUCGUCCAGCUGGUGAGGGUUACGACAACGCAGAGUUCCUGAAGACGGCAAUAAAACCUGAGAACCAAGAGGUACGAAUAGAAGUGGGCAUCGACAUCGGAGGGCCAAACUACGACCACCGAAAAGGAGAAUGGAUAGUUGAGAAUUCUACCUCCGAGAGUAUAAAAACCAAAGAGAAAUUGUUCGAUGGUCACAUGAUGGAUAAAAUAGUUCUCCAGUCAUCUAGAGCCUUGCCAGACUGCUCCAAUUACGCAGUUGGUGUAUUUCAGGAUGGAGAGCUGCACGUAACUCCCCUAAAAGGAAUAAUCCAACUGCGUCCGCAAUUCAAUUACUUAGAUAUGAGUGAUAAAAACGCGAAGGACGACACCAAGAAAGCCGGUGAGGAAGAGCCCGAGGAGGAGGCGAAGCAGGUGAACGUGACGUUUGCAAGGCAAAAAUCAGAGUUGGCACAGAAGAGGAAAGAGCAGUCAUUCCAGGAGCAGGCGAAGAAGAGUUCUGAGGAGGAGUGGAUCACUUCAAUUUACAGAAACAUCAGCACAACUCAGUCGGAAUUGACGAGACUGGAGAUGCUCUGUGCUUUGUCUGACGACAGAUCGAAUAAUCUCAGAUUGCCUCCGAAGGAUUAUGUGAAACUUCUGGCACCUCCUGCCAAGUCUGACGACUACUCCAAAGCCACAGCCCAUGAUUCAUCGUCUUUGAAUUACGUGAGGACUCUGCCCCUGCUUGAUCAGAUUAAAAUCAUCAUGAAGGACGCCAGAAUUCUCUCAUUCAUCCAGCUGAGAUCGAUCAUAAGCUCGGAACAUGAGACAUCAGCUAUUCUGAAGUAUUUGCAGCAAGUUGCUGUUCUUGUUCAGGGUAAUUGGAUAGUCAACAGCGAAUUGAUCUAUCCAGUAGCCACGAAAUCAUCGCACAAUGGAAUACCGGCUGAGCUAAUGUGCAGAGCUAGGGAUUAUAUUCUUCUGUCGUUCACUGAGAGUGAGUUUGUGGAUAGAAAAGCUGUUUCUUCGGUGGUGAGAUUACCACCUGAGGAGAUCAAGGAGAUAUUCACCAAUUUAGCGAGAAUUCAGCCCAAGAAGGGCUGGCAAUUGAUAUUGCCAUCUAGCACUGAAUUUCAGGCGAGGUAUCCUGAGAUUGCGCAGAGACAGCAGCUGUUUUGGGAGGCCAAGAGGAAACACCUGAAGGAUGUGAUGGAGGCACCGAGUCAACCACCUCAGAGGCAGAGGAGAAAGUCCAAUAGGGAAUCUAUUGGGUCGGAGAAUGAGGAGAGAAAUGUCGGCAGGGGACGACAUCGCCAGAGGGACUCUUCUAUGUCUGAUGAUGGCACUGGCGAACCUGUUAAAAGCAAAAAGGGAAAUAGAGGGAAAAAAGUCUCGGAGACGACGUGACACAUCAGGUAGUCGCUCGUGAGGAAUGUGAGAAUUUUGUGAGUGGAUGAAGCUCGUCUGACUCUAAUAUAUUCAGAAAAUAAUAUUUACUGUGGACAACAGUAAUUCCAAUUUGUUGGAUUAUAUUUUUUUUAGGUGCGCUCAUUUGUAUCAGAUAGCGAAAAAAUGAUUUUUGGUGCAGAGUGAAGAGACGGUUUUUGAGAUUGUCAUAGGAAUUUUUAUAAAUGAAUGUUACUGCCAAUUUAUUCAAUCUCUUUUCCACAGUUAUCAUCAAUUAAUUAUUUGUUUCUUUUGUUAUUUUUGGAUUUGAUGAUUCUGACAUUGUUCUUCUCGUUCCAUGUACAUGAAAUGAAAAUUUAAAUUAAUUCUGAAUAUAAUAAAGCUAAUAUGUUUUUUUUUCAACCAUAUCGAAGGGACAAAGUUGAAAGGUUUAUUAUUACAUACAUCAACACUGUAUAUAUUUAUUCAUACUGCCACUAUAUCACAGCAGAAAGAUUCAUGAAUAAACGAGAGCAAUUAUAAAGAAGUGCAA